Hypanus sabinus (Atlantic stingray) is the source of this 3341-nucleotide messenger RNA. RefSeq names its product eosinophil peroxidase-like. Lineage: Eukaryota; Metazoa; Chordata; Chondrichthyes; Myliobatiformes; Dasyatidae. The record is from RefSeq and is a predicted model, not a curated record. The transcript has 15 exons. Gene Ontology annotation, biological process: response to oxidative stress. Gene Ontology annotation, molecular function: protein binding; heme binding; peroxidase activity. The coding region runs from base 9 to 2873 and encodes 954 amino acids.
UCCUGAGAAUGGCAGUCCUAUGGUCGUUGAGUGUGAUCCUUGCAGGACUUUUCCUGUUUUACACUAAUGGAGUUCAUGCUGGUGAAAAUGAAUAUCCUGGGAGUCCAUUUUUACUCCGUGCAGUAAAUCAAGCCAUUGAAUCGGUGGACAGAGCAUAUCGGAACUCCAGAAACAUGCAAAAGGAGAAGUUGCACAAAAGAGAGAUGACACCAGGUGGCCUGAUGCAACUGUUCAAGUCCUCACUAUACGAGGUCAGGAGGGUAGUGAGAGCAGGAGAGUACAUGGAGCAAGCAUUGCAACAGAUUCAAAGCCACGUUCAGCGCGUCCACAAACGCUCACUCAAUGCAACAGAACUGUUAUCACCAGAUGACCUGGAUUCCAUUGCAAGAGUCACGGGCUGUCGAGCUAUGCAUCAGCCUCCAGUCUGCAGUAAUGAUUGCUGGUCAAACCGAUACAGGACCUUCACCUCUGUAUGCAAUAACAGGGAUAAGCCUUACCUGGGAGCCUCCAACACAGUACUCAACCGAUGGCUCCCCGCUCGCUAUGAAGAUGGGAUUUCAGUCCCAUUGGGUUGGACUCCAAAUAAAUUACACUCUGGAUUUCGUCUACCAUUGGUCCGAGAUGUGUCCAAUGCGAUUUUGAAAGUGGAUGAUAAGAACGUAGUCUCAGAUGAAGAUACAACUCAUUUGUUUAUGCAGUGGGGGCAGUGGAUUGAUCAUGACAUGAGUUUAAGCCCUCUGUCUGGCAGUACCCAAACCUUUAAUGAUGGCAUCAACUGUGAACAAACUUGUGAACAGAAAAAUCCUUGUUUUCCAAUAAAGAUACCUCGAAAUGACCCCAAGUUCAAAGGUUCUGAAACAUGCAUGCCUUUCUUCCGAUCGGCUCCUGCUUGUGGCACUGGUGAGCUGGGUGCAAUGUUUGGACAGGUGAACACUCGUCAGCAGAUUAAUUCCCUCACCAGCUUCCUGGAUGUCAAUGAAGUCUAUGGCAGCACAGAUUGUCUGGCCAACAAGCUCAGAAACCUGACCAGUGAAGAAGGUCUGUUGGCUGUGAACCAGGAAUAUUCUGACAAUGGACGGGAAUAUCUACCAUUUAACAGCAUUUCAAGUAACCUUUGUGGUGUUAUGGGAGAAGCAUGUGACUUCAGUCAAAAUUCUACUCCAUGUUUUAUUGGAGGUGAUGUACGUGUAAAUGAACAGCUGGGACUGUUGUCUUUCCACGUAAUGUUUCUACGGGAGCACAAUCGCAUCGCAAGAGAGCUGAAGAAAUUGAACCCGCACUGGAGUGGCAAUACAACUUAUCAUGAAGCAAGAAAAAUCUUGGGAGCUUUUCAACAGAUAAUAAAUCACAGAGACUAUGUUCCCCGGGUAAUUGGAAUAGAAGCAACGGAAAAAUAUCUCUCAGAGUAUGAAGGUUAUGAUGAGUCUGUCAAUCCCAGUAUCGCCAAUGUUUUCUCAACAGCAUGUUUCCGUUUCGGACACCUCAGCAUUCAGCCAACCUUGUUCCGCCUAAAUAAGUACUACCAGGAGCACCCAGAGUUCCCGAACCUGCCUCUCCACCUGACUUUCUUCACUCCCUGGAGAAUGAUAAGGGAAGGUGGAGCUGAUCCCAUUGUUCGAGGAUUAGUGGGUCGUCCUGCAAAACUACAGAAAUCAAACAAGAUGUUGGUAGACGAACUGCGAGAGAAGCUGUUUAAGCUGACCUCUCAUAUAGCAUUGGAUUUGGGUGCUCUGAACUUGCAACGUUCUCGUGAUCAUGGGCUCCAAGGUUACACUGCAUGGCGCAAAUUCUGUGGACUUUCACAACCAAAGAAUGCUCUUCAACUUGGUCGAGUUCUUGACAAUACAGAACUAGCAAAUAAGCUCCUCAGUCUAUAUGGAACUCCAGAAAAUAUUGACGUGUGGUUAGGGGCAAUCUCUGAACCCUUCGUUAGAGGUGGAAAGGUUGGCCCUUUGUUAGCCUGCUUAAUAGGACAGCAAUUCAAGAACCUGAGAGAUGGGGACAGAUUUUGGUGGGAAAAUCCUGAAGUGUUUACUAUUGCCCAGCACCAGGCCCUUACUCAAAUCUCCAUGUCCAGGAUUAUCUGUGAUAACACCGGGAUACAGUUUCUACCUCGUGAUGCAUUUAAAUACCACCGCUUUCCAGAUGGAUAUGUAAACUGCAAUGAGAUACCACAGGUUGACCUGAGUGCCUGGAGAGAGGACGUACAAGUGACCCCAUGUGGUGCUGUCCCCUCUGUGGAUCAUGCCCAUUUCUCUAUCUGUAAAUCUUCGGUGAGGUACACCUGUCAGUCCGGAUUCAUCAUACAGGGAGCGGACACGAUAACAUGUCUGAGUAAUGGACAGUGGGAGCAGGCACCACCCAGCUGUUUAGCCAAUGCUGAAGACCUGGAAACUCCAUGUAGCAGUAAUCUUAAAGGAGAUAAAGGAGACAAAGGAGAAAAAGGUGACACUGGACCACAGAGACCUGAAGGAGAUUGCAGUGCAUGUCUACAAAAAAUAAAAAAAUCAGCCUUUACUGUAAAACUUAAAACAAGUAAUGUAUACCAAUCUACUUUAAAUCCAAUUCCAUGUGAAACUGAGAUCUAUAAUGGCCAGAGACAUUUCAACUGUGAUACUGGAAUAUUUACUUGUGUUUUCCCUGGGGUAUAUCAAUUUUCAUAUAGUUGGGAAAUAAAUAGAGGUGUAAGAUUGGUUUUGAAAAUUAAUGGACUUACAGUGAUCAAAUCAGAUAGAAAUUUAGCAAACCUUUUAGUAGGUGAUAUCAUCUAUCAACUAAAAGCUGGUGAUAAAGUUUGGCUAGAAAUUCAGCAGGCAUCACAACUUACUUAUAAAGACAUUUAUUUUCAGGGGCAUUUAGUCUAUUCAGUUUAAUAACUUGCCCUUAUUUCUGGAAAAACAUCAUUUAUUUUACCAGUUGAAUGUCAAAAGUAUCUUUUUUGAUUUCUUUAUUGAUCUUGGAUAUCAUGGGCCACUAAUGGAAUCUUUUUACACCAAGCUGGAUGCCAUUGACACAUGGGUUCCUCUCCUUUUCUAAUAUUUGUCUCAGUGUAGGAAUGUUAAGACCCAAAUUGGCAUGCCAAGCAAUAUAUUAAAUAAGUUUAUUUUAAUCAAAUCUUACAAAAUGUGAGAAGCCAUACCAAUGAAGGUGGUGCAUUGGAAUCCAGCUUUUUAACACUUCCUUAAUCAAUCCUAGUUCUUUAAAGAAAAUAAUAAUUUUCACCAAUUUAGUUGAUUGACACAAAAUGUUUAGAUUUCCUCAAAAUUCAGUCAGUAAAAUAUUUUUCUGCUUUUAUGAAGGUGAUUCUAAAAAUAUGAACAUUAAAGGAUAUAAAUACUUAA